Molecule: messenger RNA, 1179 nt
Organism: Durusdinium trenchii
Lineage: Eukaryota; Dinophyceae; Suessiales; Symbiodiniaceae
Source: the annotation of a GenBank genome assembly
AUGUCCAUAUUUCGACUCUCGAAGUGUCCGUCAAUCACAUGGCUCCAGCUGCGCGUGGGCCGAAUCAGCCGACAUCCACUGUUCACCCUGCAAAAUCGCAGGAAUCGCCGUGCUUUUGAGCAAUUCAAGCCGAUGAUCCAUUUUGGUUGGCCGCUUCUGAGCCUCUGUGCGGCCCUGCGUCAGGGCUCCGAGCAGAUGAAGCUCGAAGCUUGGACAGAGAUGAUGGAAGACGAGAUCUUCACGCCCGAGGAGUACGAGAAGAUGAUUGCCAACUACACGGCAGAGUGGAAGAAACAUGGCGUGGAGGUCGAAGUCUUUGCGAACAUGAACGAUCUUCUUUCAAGCGAAGGCCAGAACUUGCCGUGGAAGACUCCUCUCGACAAGGCAGUGGACUUGGAUGACACCGAGGAUCGGCCUCGUUGCAAGAAGAGGACACCAGAGGAGUGUAAGGAGGUGAAAAAAUUGGAGGACGUGGUGCCCUACCUCAAAGACCACCCCUAUUUGUAUCACGGGGGUGAUAUCACCCCGAACUUUGCGAACGGCGUGGAUUUCGAGAAAGGUAAAGACCAAAUCACAGGUCCUGCCUUCUUUACCACCCACAACAUCUACAACGCGCUGCUCUAUGGAAGUAAAGGCAUGUUGACAUGGGGCCAGCCGGUUCUUGAUCUCGAACAGCAUAAGAAGGGAAUCUAUUGGACCGACUUCUACCGCUUGGUCAUGGAGAUUGAAGUGCAGAAGCUCAAGAACUGCCGAGGCCUCGUUGCUAGCAUGGCUUUCCUCAAGAAGGCAGCAGAGCAGGGCGCAGAGCAUGGCGUGGAAGAGUUCAUGGAGACCCAGUGCGGAGGCCACAAGUGUUCCUUCGUGGCGGUGAACUGGAACGAGGACGGCCAGCUGGGCUCAGGAUCACCUCUCAACCCCAGAGGACAGCAGGAUAGCUAUGGUCUGACUGAGCAGCCUCCAACCAAGUCGGACUUUGUUCCGGAUGCUGCCGGGCUCCGUGGAGACCUGCGGCUUGAAGAUCCCCGACAAGGUGAUCAUGGUGAAGAGUUCCCUCAAGGACCCCUUCUUCGACUCCGCAAUGACCUCGUCGGCGCUGCGGGAGGCGGCGCAGAGGUAUUUCAAGCUUCAAGAGAAGAGCCAGAGCAGUGGUGGCAGCCAAGGGGACGAACCACAGCCUGA